Seminavis robusta is the source of this 2484-nucleotide messenger RNA. The record is from the annotation of a GenBank genome assembly. Lineage: Eukaryota; Bacillariophyta; Bacillariophyceae; Naviculales; Naviculaceae.
AUGUGGACAAUCCAGAGGAUACCAAUCGGACGACGUCUCUCAUUGGGACGACGAAGGUGCAGCAGUAGUAGUGACCAGCCUCAUCAGACAAACCUUUCGGCCGCUUCCUCCCUUCGAACCCUCCUGGACCGUCGGAUCGUGGGACACGAGAAUACCAAAGAAUGCAUCUUGUUGGGUCUCGCCGCCAGUGAACAUGUCUUUGUCCAAGGAGAACCGGGUACUGCCAAGACGUAUGCCGCCGAAUUGGCAGCGCAACUGGCCAAUUUGAGCACAUAUUCCGUGCAAUUCCACCGAGAUACUCGAUUGCAAGAUUUGAUUGGUGACUCCAUCAUUGUGCGUCAGACAUGUCCUUCCACCAGCCAUGAGAUUGUACGACAGUCCGUCGAUCGAGGAGGGUUGCUCACAUGUGAAGUGGCCGUUUUGGAUGAUUUGACUCGGGCUCCUGGGGAAGCCUUGAAUGUUCUGCUCAGAAUAUUAAAUGAGAGGACCUUUGAGGAUCAAGAGCUGCCUCUGAGGUGUGCCAUUGCCACUGCCAAUGCUCCUAGGGAUGACAUGUAUGUGGAGCCUCUCGAUCCGGCCAACUUGGAUCGGUUUGCUCUUCAAGUACAAUCGGAUAGCUUGAUUCUGGGAAAUGAUUGGACUUCGGUUCAUCAGGUGGUAGAUAUGUACCAAGAAAACACUACUACUACUUCCACACAAGAUGACAAUCAACUGGCACAAGCCGCCAAGGCAGUUGGAUCCAUUGAUGUCAACUCGGUAGUCUUGGGAGACGACAUGAAGGAAUGCUUUAUUUUGUUUCUUCAGUGGCUAUCCAACCAUGAGGCUGUGACACCUCGGAAUUCGCUCUUGACUGAUCGAACCUUUCUCGUUAAAGCACCCAGAAUACUCAGGGCCCAAGCUGCACUGCAAGGGCGUCAGCAUGUGGAAGUCCAAGAUAUGUUGGCUUUACGGCAUAUGACAACCUUUCGGGUACCUGCUGCCGUUCACCAACAAGUCUGUGAAUUACUGACAUUGCUAGCACAGACCUCUCCAAAUGAUGACAAUGAAGAUGACAAUGAUGACGACAAUGAUGGGACCAAGCAAGGCGGCAACCAUAAAAUGGCCGGAUAUUUGAAGCACGUCAUUCAGCAAUUCCAAGAGGGAGGACCUAGAAUACAGGGUCCACGAGGAGCAGGGAACUCUUCAGGUGACUCCAAAAUGAAUAUUCAGAGUGAUGAAGAAAGCGAUGAAAAAACGACAACAGAGUCAGCAGAUGCCUCUACAUCCAAAGCCAAAGAUAAGAAGAAGGUGACCCACGACAAUGAUGCCAUUGACCAUGAUCUACUCGCAGACAUUGGCGGAACGUCUGUCCUCCAUGCCACAGUUCUUUCGUUCGUGGCCACUUCCAAGACACUAAAAGAACGCACUAUAAGGCCAUUGCGUCGGCUCUGGGGUGCAGCGCAAGGUCCCCAAAUCAAACUCAACCUACAUUCCACGGCUGUGUCGGGAGCCGAAACUGUCAUGGCGGUGCUCCAUGGUCGCACUCGACGCUCUCGGGCUCCAUCCACUCUCCAACAACAAUCGCUUUCCACCGUGGGACAACCAAGGGAGCGUGGCCGGCUGCCGUCCAUGGGAGAUCCCAAUCUGUUUCAAGACGGUGACCCAGCGGAUAUUUCUUCCUGGAUAAUCUCACCGACAUCGUCCCUGCCAAGGGGAUUGCUUCGACAUCCCAAGAGACGGGGAGGGUCUAUUGCCUUGGCUCGAGAUAUCAGUGAUAGUAUGUGGGGACCCAAAGCUGCCUUGGCAUCUGCCACUACACAAGCUGCCAUCAAUCUGGCUAGACAACGCGGGAUGCGGUUUGGAUACUGUGAGUUUGCUGGGACGCCGAAGCUAUAUUAUCAACGGCCACCCGAUCAUGUGCGGGAACAGCCAUGUCAUGCCGACGACGAUGCACACGCCUCUCGCUAUUUUCAAGAAGCUUUGCUCGACUGGGGCGUGGCAAUGACAAAUCAACUGGGAGGUCUGUUCGGAUUGGAACCAAGCAACAACAGCAACUCCCAAGUGUCCUCUUCUGGACACUUUUUUGGAGUGGACUAUGCACUGUGCGAACGCCGCGCUCGGCAGCUGGAAACCGAUGGGUAUACCAAUCUUCAAGACAUGCUGCGACAGUUGCUAGAACGGUUCAAUGUUUCUGGUUUGCCACCCCAUGAGAGACACUUGCUAAUUAUAACGGAUGGAUCGCCCACCACUGGUUCCGCAACUUGCAUUGACGAGGCCAUGCUAGCCAAGAACCUGGGAGUUGCCAUUCAUCCUGUCUUUGUAGUAGACGAUUCCGAAGAUUGGCAUGGUGGUGGUAGCAGCUACCCUGACGUCCUUACCAAUCUGGCAGAGAUGACCAAUGGUGUACGAUUCUUGGCCAAACAUGAAGUGACAUUGGAUGAGCAGGCGGAAGUGGAUAACAACGAGUACGCACACUUGGUUCAAGUGAAGGUUGAGCUUGCAUAG